Meloidogyne enterolobii is the source of this 348-nucleotide messenger RNA. The record is from the annotation of a GenBank genome assembly. NCBI's taxonomy places the organism in Eukaryota, Metazoa, Nematoda, Chromadorea, Rhabditida, Meloidogynidae.
AUGGGGAAUGCAGAAUGUCGACAAAAUACUGGGAGGAGUUGUUCUGAAGACGACUCUCCAGCCCUUUCUUUUGAUGAGAAUUUUCCAAAUUAUAACGAAACUACAAUUAAUAGAGGAACUAUUGUCAGUCCUAAACCUCAGUUGAAGUUCCAUUCAAUUUGUGGUACCAACAUAAUUUUACUUCGAGAUGGAAGGGUUGCUAAACGACGGGAAUCGUUCUGCAAAGGUUUAGCCUUCAGUAAUAGACCCAUUGGUAUUGGAGAAAUUGUGUGUAUUCGUUUAUGUGAAGUUGGGAAUAAUUGGUCGGGGGUUAUGAGGUUUAGAUUUUUUAAUUUAAAAAAUUUCUAA